Caenorhabditis elegans is the source of this 786-nucleotide messenger RNA. RefSeq names its product SCP domain-containing protein (gene C07A4.3). Lineage: Eukaryota; Metazoa; Nematoda; Chromadorea; Rhabditida; Rhabditidae. The record is from RefSeq and is marked reviewed. The transcript is spliced from 4 exons. Bases 49 to 672 code for a protein of 207 amino acids. Gene Ontology annotation, cellular component: extracellular region.
UCAGACCGUUCUCAGAGUCAACAACGCUCAGCGACUAACGUUUUCAAGAUGUUUGUUUCAAUCUCCGGCGUAGAUCCAGAACUAACCAAGCUAACAAAUCCAAGCGAUGUUAUGGUCUAUAUGCAAAACAAGUCAUUAGAAGACAAAUUGGAUCCAGCAGAAUAUAGUAUCAAAGAUCUUAAAAAAUGGAUUGUACACUUUCAUAAUAAGUAUAGAGCUCAUCAUAGCUCUCCAGCAGUUACUGUAGAUUCGAAUCUUACCAAUCUUGCCCAGAAAUGGUCGGAUGAAAUGGCCUUUCACAAGAAAUGUUUAGUUCACGAGCAACCUUCAAAAUACGGUGAAAAUCUAACAUCGUUUGCGUCUUCAAAAUUCCCAUCUCCAAAAACUUGUGCAGCUGCACUCAUACACGGAUUUUAUACAGAAGGCUAUGGAUUUAAUUACACUCGCUUUAACCCUGGAUCUUGGUCGAAAGUCGGGCACUUCACUCAACUGCUCUGGAAGAAUUCGCGCAAAAUUGGAGUUGGAGUUUCAGUUGCAAAGCGGGGAACAAUGUAUCAUGUCUACGUUUGUAUCAAAUACGACCCACCUGGUAAUAUGCAAACUUCUGAGGCUUACAUGGAUAACGUCAGAGCUCCAAAAAGUACAAGUGGAUGCGGGUGCUUAAUUAUGUAAAGAACUGUAGCGAAUACAUUUUUGGGAUUUAAAUAGAUAUUAAAAUAAAAUUAAUUCCUACACAUUCAAGUAUCAUCAUAUUGAUAAUUUGAUAAUACAAUUCAAAUUUUCCGA